This is a messenger RNA of Penaeus indicus, 1103 nucleotides long. RefSeq names its product iodotyrosine deiodinase-like (gene Iyd). The record is from RefSeq and is a predicted model, not a curated record. The coding region runs from base 87 to 1037 and encodes 316 amino acids. The transcript has 6 exons. Lineage: Eukaryota; Metazoa; Arthropoda; Malacostraca; Decapoda; Penaeidae. Gene Ontology annotation, cellular component: plasma membrane. Gene Ontology annotation, molecular function: oxidoreductase activity.
AAAGAAAAGAAAAGAAAAGAAGAAGAAAAAAAAAACAAGGAAAGAAGAUUAAAAUUACAAAAAAAAAAAAAAAAAAAUCUAAGACCAUGGGCCUUGCGACGCGGUAUCUGAUCCCCUUCGUGGAGGAUCACCUACUGCAGAUCUUGGUCUCCUGCCUCGUCGUCGCAGGGAUCCACCGACUCCUACGACGCAUGCGCACUCCAGCAGAUCCGCGCGCAGACAUGGAUCCUCUGUCGGCAUCUGCAACGGAGGCUGAAUCCAAAGCGGAGAAAGGGAGCAGAAAUGUAAUUGACUCAGGAGGUGUCGGGGAUGUGGAGGACGAGGUGGAGGACGAGGAAGAGAAGUCGAAACUGGUGGACCCCCUGUUUCCUGAUGACUUGGAACAUAUCCCUUACAAGCGACCAAGGUUGUCAGCAGAGGAGAGCAUUAAAAAAUCAAAGGAGUUUUACGAACUGAUGAACACACGUCGCUCCGUCCGAUUCUUCAGCUCUGACCCCGUUCCGCGAGAGGUCAUAGAGAACAUUGUCAGAACGGCAGGAACGUCCCCCUCCGGCGCCCACACCGAGCCCUGGACCUUCGUCGUGGUGGGCGACCCCGAAAUCAAGCAGCGGGUUCGAGAGAUAGUGGAAGAGGAAGAGGAAAUUAAUUACAAGAAGAGGAUGGGAAACCAGUGGGUGAAGGACCUGAAGGCGCUAAAGACGUCGUGGGUGAAGGAGUACCUGACGACGGCCCCUUGGCUCAUCCUGGUGUUCAAGCAGACGUACGGGAUGCUGCCUGACGGACGCAAGAGGAACCAUUACUACCACGAGAUCUCGACGGUUCUGUCGUGUGGCAUAAUGCUGUCGGCGAUACAUAACGCAGGUCUCGUCACCCUUACCUCGACGCCCUUGAACUGCGGCCCCGCCCUCAGAACCUUGCUGAACCGCCCGCCCAACGAGAAACUCCUCUUGCUCCUCCCAGUAGGUUUCCCGUCUGAGGAUGCCACGGUGCCCGACCUCAAGCGGAAACCUCUGGAGGAUAUUAUGGUUGUGGCAUGAAGAAGGGGGUUGUUGUGUUCUUCAGGGUUUUUUUAAUGGGGGUUUUAUGUGGUUUCUGUCUGUGUU